CGCCUCUCAUUGGUGCCUCCAUGUGUCAGUCAGAGCGUGGUCUCUCUGCACAUGGAGGGAAUGAAGCCACGUUGACACCAAUUAAUGUUGUUGUAGCGUUUGAUUUUCUACAACACAGAACCGAAUCUUCAGUUCACAGUGAAUCUCGGCGGAGGUAGGAAUCAUCAGGAUGAGUGUGGGCUUCAUUGGAGCGGGUCAGCUGGCACAUGCCCUGGUCAAGGGAUUCACAGCAGCGGGUGUAAUUGCUGCAAACAGAAUCACAGCGAGUUCACCUGACACAGAUCUGCCAACAGUCUCCGGUCUGCGGAAAAUGGGCGUCAGUUUGACUACAAGCAACAAAGAAGCCACACACAAGAGUGACGUUCUGUUCCUGGCGGUCAAGCCGCACAUCAUCCCGUUCGUUCUGGAUGAAAUCGGUCCGGAUAUCGAGGACCGUCACCUUAUCGUCUCCUGUGCUGCCGGAGUCACGAUCAGCUCCAUCGAGAAGAAGCUGCUUCAGUACCGCACGUCUCCUAAAGUGAUGCGCUGCAUGACCAACACUCCGGUGGUGGUGCGCGAGGGAGCGACGGUUUACGCCACGGGAACUCACGCUGACGUGGAGGACGGGAAGCUCCUGGAGCAGCUCAUGGCGAGCGUCGGCUUCUGUACGGAGGUGGAGGAGGAUCUGAUCGAUGCCGUGACGGGCCUCAGCGGCAGCGGACCUGCUUACGCGUUUACGGCUCUGGACGCUCUGGCUGAUGGCGGGGUGAAGAUGGGGUUGCCACGGAGACUGGCGGUGAGACUGGGAGCUCAAGCUUUACUGGGUGCGGCUAAAAUGCUUUUGGACUCGGAGCAGCACCCGGGACAACUGAAGGACAACGUCUGCUCACCAGGUGGCGCUACAAUCCACGCGCUGCACUUCCUGGAGAGCGGUGGCUUCCGGAGUCUCCUAAUCAACGCCGUGGAGGCGUCCUGCAUCCGAACCCGGGAGCUGCAGUCUCUGGCCGAUCAGGAGAGGAUCUCGCCCGCUGCCAUCAAGAAGACGACGCUGGAUAAAGUGCUGCAGCAGCCGGGCGUCUCGUCCACGUCAGUGGGAACCAAGAGCAGAGUGAACCUGUUCAACAACCGGAGCGGCGCCAAGAAGAACUGAACAUGACGGUCUGAUCUCUCACGGGACAAUACAAGAUGAUGGCAGUGGCGUCCGUCCAUACAAACACACACAAUCAGACUGAAGUGCAUUAUGAUGUUACACUAGUACAGGAAAUGAUGUCAUUAUGGAGUGUCAUUUUUAUGCCAUAUCGCUGAGAAUUUAAAGGAAGUAAUAUAAAAUGUCAGUAGUCACUUUACGGUCAUUUGCACACGAACCUUCAGACCUGUUGAUUUUUCUGUGUGGCUCUUUAAAAGUAAUUUCUUUACUUCUCUUGAUCUCUUUUGAAUAUGUUACCUCUUUUUCAAACACUUCAUGGGGAUUUAUUGUAGAUCUGAUGCCCGUAUAUAAUUUUUUUUGUUUGUUAUUUUUAAAACGUUGGCGAAAAUAAUGGAUGUCAAACAGCCAAAGUGUUUUGUAAGCCGGUUGUCAUGUGCGAAGCAUCUUUCUGUCUGUCCGUUAUGUGUAUUUCUAUUGCAGAAAACCACAUAAAUGGUGCUUAAUGUUAAAAAAGAA
This is a messenger RNA of Megalobrama amblycephala (Wuchang bream), 1642 nucleotides long. RefSeq names its product pyrroline-5-carboxylate reductase 1b (gene pycr1b). Gene Ontology annotation, molecular function: pyrroline-5-carboxylate reductase activity. Lineage: Eukaryota; Metazoa; Chordata; Actinopteri; Cypriniformes; Xenocyprididae. Gene Ontology annotation, biological process: L-proline biosynthetic process. The coding region runs from base 170 to 1129 and encodes 319 amino acids. The record is from RefSeq and is a predicted model, not a curated record. The transcript has 8 exons.